Molecule: messenger RNA, 1459 nt
Organism: Nyctereutes procyonoides (raccoon dog)
Lineage: Eukaryota; Metazoa; Chordata; Mammalia; Carnivora; Canidae
Gene: UBB
Product: ubiquitin B
Exons: 2
Coding region: 148-1293 (381 amino acids)
Biological process (GO): protein ubiquitination; modification-dependent protein catabolic process
Cellular component (GO): cytoplasm; nucleus
Molecular function (GO): protein tag activity; ubiquitin protein ligase binding
Source: RefSeq, a predicted model, not a curated record
CGGUGAUGAGUGACGCAACAGACGCUGCAUAAAUUUCAGCUCCGCGGAGCCGUGAGCGUUCAGAGGCGGCUGGCAUUGUUAGGUGUCGGUGUCGGGGUGACUGGACGUGAUUGACUUCGGUGUCCUUGCGUUCAUUAGCAGGUCAAAAUGCAGAUCUUCGUGAAAACCCUGACCGGCAAGACCAUCACCCUGGAGGUGGAGCCCAGUGAUACCAUCGAAAACGUGAAGGCCAAGAUCCAGGAUAAAGAGGGCAUCCCCCCUGACCAGCAGAGGCUCAUCUUUGCAGGCAAGCAGCUGGAAGAUGGCCGCACUCUUUCUGAUUACAACAUCCAGAAAGAGUCAACCCUGCACCUGGUCCUGCGCCUGAGAGGUGGUAUGCAGAUCUUCGUGAAGACCCUGACCGGCAAGACCAUCACCCUGGAGGUGGAGCCCAGUGAUACCAUCGAAAACGUGAAGGCCAAGAUCCAGGAUAAAGAGGGCAUCCCCCCUGACCAGCAGAGGCUCAUCUUUGCAGGCAAGCAGCUGGAAGAUGGCCGCACUCUUUCUGAUUACAACAUCCAGAAAGAGUCAACCCUGCAUCUGGUCCUGCGCCUGAGGGGUGGUAUGCAGAUCUUCGUGAAGACCCUGACCGGCAAGACCAUCACCCUGGAGGUGGAGCCCAGUGACACCAUCGAAAACGUGAAGGCCAAGAUCCAGGAUAAAGAGGGCAUCCCCCCUGACCAGCAGAGGCUCAUCUUUGCAGGCAAGCAGCUGGAAGAUGGCCGCACUCUUUCUGAUUACAACAUCCAGAAAGAGUCAACCCUGCAUCUGGUCCUGCGCCUGAGGGGUGGUAUGCAGAUCUUCGUGAAGACCCUGACCGGCAAGACCAUCACCCUGGAGGUGGAGCCCAGUGACACCAUCGAAAACGUGAAGGCCAAGAUCCAGGAUAAAGAGGGCAUCCCCCCUGACCAGCAGAGGCUCAUCUUUGCAGGCAAGCAGCUGGAAGAUGGCCGCACUCUUUCUGAUUACAACAUCCAGAAGGAGUCAACCCUGCACCUGGUCCUGCGCCUGAGGGGUGGUAUGCAGAUCUUCGUGAAGACCCUGACCGGCAAGACCAUCACCCUGGAGGUGGAGCCCAGUGACACCAUCGAAAACGUGAAGGCCAAGAUCCAGGAUAAAGAGGGCAUCCCCCCUGACCAGCAGAGGCUCAUCUUUGCAGGCAAGCAGCUGGAAGAUGGCCGCACUCUUUCUGAUUACAACAUCCAGAAAGAGUCAACUCUCCACCUGGUUCUCCGUCUGAGGGGUGGCUGUUAAUUCUUCAAUCUUGAAUUCUUAGUGCCCAGUGAUGGCAUUGCUCUGCACUCUAGCCAUUUGCCCCAAUUUAAGUUUAGAAAUUACCAGUUUCAGUAAGAGCUGAAUCACUGGUUUUCUCAAUAGCUGUUCAAAAUGUUAAUAAAAGUUUUGUUGCAUGGUAGCAUAA